CAACGUGUCUUGUGUUUCUUGCCUUAAACCUGAAAUGCCUGCGUUUUAAUUUUUGCCAAAAUUACUUUUGCUUAAUAUGGUCUAAAAGCUAAAGCUGCGCUAAUUAAAAUGCAUAAGGUCACAGCUUGAAUGAAAGUGAACGGUCGUAAAUUCUGCAAAUUAAAUUGAAUUUUAAACUGAGCAUUGAACUUGUUUUAGGCUGUUUGUCAUUAAAACUUCAAAGCGAGUGAAGCUAAUGUCAAAUUUAUGCAGCAAACUUUGAUAAAAAUGGACAGCACACGAAAAUUGUUGCCAGAAAUUGAAAAAUUGCAUUUAAAUCAAGCAGCAUUAAAACACAAACAUGACGAACCCGAUGUGCUGGAUACAUUGCUGUUGCGUGUGGUGCAGUAUGUGUGCAGGAGUGAAGCAGCCUUCGAAGGAACGCUACCGUAUACAGAAGCUGAGUGCGUGCAAAAGAUUGUAAGCAAAUUAAAUGGCAGCGCUGAGCGCUUGGGCGUUAUGUUCUUGGAACGCUACAAUAGUUUAAUAAAAGGAAUUGAGCAGCGUGGUCUGCGCGAUUUGAUGGCCAAUCUAAUGCUUUGUCACUUGGAGGAGGAUGCAACAUUUGCUGCCAAACUAAAUGCAAGCAUCAAUGCAAUUGCUGUUAAUCGCAACAGAUGCACUGAUUACGCAGUGUGCAUAUUGGGACAAAGUGAGGCGGAAUGUGAGGCUAACACUGAGAUAGUGCAAAAUGCAAUUUACUGUUUGAUAGGCGUGCAGGGCAGAUACUUGCUGAAGGAUGUCAACACAGGACGCUUCAAAAUUGAUGCCACAAAUGGCAGCAGCUUAAUAGGCCCACAAGCUGGCAUGCUGCUGCGUCUAGCUGAGCUGGGCUACUAUCAUGAUCGACUGGAUGAGUAUGCGAAUGCAUUGCCAGGGCUUGAUGCUAUUGGUGCUAUGCGUCAGGCUUUUAUAACAAAACUGCGGCAGGAGCUAAAUGUGUAUCAUGGUCAAGUGGCGCUGCUGCAGCAGCAGUUGACAAACUACAAGCAGCAGCAAGCCGACGACCAAUGGCUGCAACAACGUGCCAAAGCGCCCACACUGCUUGCACUCAUAUGCUGGUAUUUAAAGCCAUUGCGCCGCUUGCAGUGGCUGGUCAAGUUGGCACAUGCUUGCCAAUUUAAAAAGGGUGGCGAAUUGGCUACUGCGAUAUACGAACAGCUAAACACAGGUGAUCCGCUGCUGGAUGCACUUGGGUGUGAAGUCUUAGCCGCCUGCUGUACACCGCUUGUGCGCAUGAUAUCCAAGUGGAUGCUCGAAGGUGUUAUCGACGAUAACUACGCUGAAUUCUUUGUGCAAUCGUUGAGUGAUGUAGGCGCUGAACGCUUGUGGCAUGACAAGUUUCGCUUGCGUCUUGCUAUGCUGCCCAAAUUUUUAACAAGCGAGUUGGCGUGCAAAAUACUCAAAGCAGGCAAAAGUGUUAACUUUCUACGCGAAGUAUGCGUUAUAAAUGAGCCCCUCAAAGGCUCCGAGCAGCUUAAGCAGGUGCUAGAAAAUAAUAUUUCAUGCAUAUUUAAAUGCGUGCCGGACAGCAGUUGGCAUGCUGCCAUUGAAACUUGCUACACACAAGCGUCCAAGGAUGUGCUUGAUGUUAUGCUGGGUCCGCACAAGCUGCUGAUGCAUCUCAAGGGCAUGCGUCGCUAUUUGCUGCUGGGCCAAGGCGAUUUUGUUAACAUUUUUAUAGAAAUGGUUAAGGAUGAGCUGGAGAAACGCGGCACUGAUGUCUUGUCGCAUGACUUGUCUGUUAUGCUGGAUGCAGCGCUGCGUUGCAUCAAUGAUGAUCUAGAGAUAUUCAAUCAUUUGGAUGUAGUAGUAAAGACGCCUUAUAGCGGCGACACUGGCUGGGAUGUUAUAUCCUUGCAGUAUAUUGUAUGUGGUCCAUUGGCUACAAUGCUGGAGCCUGCGUUGCCCACUUAUAAGGAACUGUUCAAGCCGCUGUGGCGCAUUAAGCACAUGGAAUUUGUUUUAUCCUCCAAAAUAUGGAAGCAGCAAAUGUGCAAUGCCAAAGCGUUACGCGCGCUUAAGCACGAUAUAAGCCAAAGCUGCUAUAAGCUGCAUCUAUUCUCAUCCGAGAUUAUGCACUUUGUGCAUCAAAUGCAGUACUAUGUGCUCUUUGAGGUCAUCGAAUGCCAAUGGGUGCAGCUGCAAAAGCAAAUGGAGCAGGCAGCCGCAUUGGAUGAUAUACUUGAAGCACACGCGCAAUUCUUGGACAAAAUAAGCAUCGGCUGCUUUGUCAAUUCAUCGUCCAUAAUGGAGCAGCAACUUGGGCUCGUAUACAAAGCCAUCAUCUGGCUAGAGAACUGGCAAUGCCACUUCUAUGAAAGCUGCUUUAAGGAGUUGGCCGCACGUCAGCGCAUGCAGCUUGGAAUUGACGCAUCUGAGUGCACUGGACAGUUUGGCAUUACUACCGAGCAGCGUUUGGAACGUGAUCAGGGCUGCAAACUAUUCGAGCAAUCUAUUGUGGCAGCAAGCAGCGAACUUGAGCAAUAUGCUGCAACUUAUGGCAAAUCCGUGGCCAACUUUCUACUAGCGCUCAACUCCAGCACUGAUCCAAAUCUACAGCUGCUGGGCACACGUCUCGAUUUUAAUGAAUACUAUAAGAAACGCAAUGCAAAUCUAAGCAAGCCGCUAACUUUCGAGCACAUACGUAUGAGCAAAUGUGCGGGGCAGGACUCCAGCUCCAAUGAGCAAUCUUAAGACAACAGACAAUAAUUUAACUAGCUUUGUUUUUGAUGCUUUCCAUAAUUGGACUUUCAGUCUGAACAACGUCCAAAACAUAGUCUAAUUAUAAUAACUAUAACUACAACUCGGCUACCUAUGUAAUUAACUACGAAAUUAACGCAAAAUUAAUUUUUUACAAAAUCGUAACAAAUUUUUUUAUGUCUUCACUUUGCAUGCUGAAAAUGCUUUAAGUAUUAGCAGAAAAAAUCUCAAUUAAAUUCCAUAUCUCA
Messenger RNA from Drosophila busckii, 2990 nucleotides. Its product is annotated as gamma-tubulin complex component 3. Gene Ontology annotation, cellular component: equatorial microtubule organizing center; gamma-tubulin small complex; spindle pole. The transcript has a single exon. Gene Ontology annotation, biological process: mitotic cell cycle; cytoplasmic microtubule organization; spindle assembly. NCBI's taxonomy places the organism in Eukaryota, Metazoa, Arthropoda, Insecta, Diptera, Drosophilidae. The record is from RefSeq and is a predicted model, not a curated record. Gene Ontology annotation, molecular function: gamma-tubulin binding; microtubule minus-end binding. The coding region runs from base 247 to 2736 and encodes 829 amino acids.